This is a messenger RNA of Aureobasidium uvarum, 3648 nucleotides long. Lineage: Eukaryota; Fungi; Ascomycota; Dothideomycetes; Dothideales; Saccotheciaceae. The record is from the annotation of a GenBank genome assembly.
AUGGAAGUCUUCAUCAAUCGCAUACCUCCGCACUGCACAGAGCGCGACCUGAGACGGUUCAUGCAGACACGUCUUGCCGAAUUCAACAUCACCAGCUUCGUGUGCGAGAAGCUGGGCAACAAGGCAUGUGCAAAGCUGGUAGUUCGUGAUGCUGAGAAAGGCGAGCGCUUUGUCAAGAAAUACGGAAAGAUCAAUGGUCAACGAAGACCCUUGGUUCAACUCAUUAUGAAUGGCCAGCAUAUCAACUGCGCCGUGUCCAAGAACAAACCAGACGAAUACACCCUCCACAGUCUCACGUCAAGAGCCGCAAAACCGGUUGCAUCCACCCAGAGUCGCCCUGCUCUCCGCGCCAAUCUGAAUCCCAGCUUCGAGUUCUCCCAUCUGCGAUGCGGAGUGUGGUCUUUCGUCAACGACGAGCUCACCUUUGUCUCACACUUUGUCGAUUCACGACGUGGUAGGGUCUUAUUCGGCCAUCGCCAACUGGCUCUUCUCUACGACAACAUGAACAGCAUCCAUGAUCGUUCUGCGUAUCGCAUCAACAUAAAAUACUUCGAUGUUGACACCGCAACUACUGGAGACUACCGUUGUCCGACUGUGACCUUUGCUCUGCAGCUCUCUCCUACCUUCUUUUGCAAGCUUUCAGCAGACGUCGUUGACGCAUUCGCACAGCUCAGUCUCAUCCCUGGGCUGAAGCUACCCCCACUCAAGAAAAAGAAGCGAGUCUCGAGCAUCAACCAGGCUCAUGCCAAUGUGGCCAGCACUUGCUUUGUGUACCAGAUACAGCUCGCCGACUACAGGCAGCUACCAGAAGUGUUUCGCCUCUUGAAACAUAAUCGUCACAUUGCAUCAGCUGCUCUCAAUCAUCCUACUCCUACCGUAUAUUCUUCGGUCAGCCUUGCAUCAGCUUUCAAGCGCUUAGACACGGCGCUUGUAGCAGUACAGCCACACAACACUCUGCCGUUCGACAUCAAGUUUCAGCUGCUUCGUCUGGCAAGAAACGGUGCUCUUUCGCCUGAUCAAGUUGUUGAGAUCCUUCCAACCAUCAAUCUGCUUAUAGAAAACCAUGACAAAUCCGCUAUUGUCGAAUCUUUGAGGCGUUUGUAUCAGAGCCUCCAACCGAUUGGACCCCACUCGGAAGCGCAGGACUACUCUUUGAAGACGAUUGCCAACAAUCUAAUGGAUUUUGCACAGAAGUACGACAAUGCCAGGUCUGGGAACCCAUACGAGCUGAUCAAUCGCCAUGCUCAUAUCGUCCUUGUGCAUAAGCUUACUGUCACGGUUACGGGCGUCUAUCUUGAAGGUCCCGAACCCGAAGUCAGCAAUCGUGUGCUAAGGGAUUAUCAAGACCACUCUGACUACUUCAUGCGAGUGACAUUCGCAGACGAAGAUGGAGAGCCUGUACGUUAUGCACCGGACUCCGAUCUGAAAGAUGUAUAUGCUCGUUUCCAAAAGUUCAUGGAGUCGGAAUAUUUCAUCGCCGGAAGAGGCUUCUCGUUCUUGGGUUUCUCACACUCAGGCCUUCGCUCCCAGACCUGUUGGUUCAUGGCACCUUUUGAACUCCAAGAAAGAAUGCUACACGCCCCGGAGCUCAUCAGAAACCUUGGAGAUUUCGGUCAUAUCCGUACUCCAGCUCGCUGUGCUGCCCGAAUCGGACAAGCUUUCACCGAUACUACUGAAACCGUGGAAGUAGAAGCCGCGAUGCAAAGAAGACUUCGCGACGUCGAACGCAACGGCCGAUGCUUUAGUGACGGCUGUGGCACCGUGUCGUUGGGACUUCUCCAAAAAGUUUGGCGUGUGUAUGGNACAAAACGUACUCUGAAACCAGUGAUUCUCCAGAUCAGAUUCGCUGGCGCNAAGGGAGUGGUCUCUCUCGACUCUCGUCUUCACGAGGAUCAGUUCAACAUUCGACCCUCCAUGGAAAAGUAUACGGGGUCCAAUUCGGUCACGCUCGAGAUUUGUGGUGCGGCAUGGCGACCAUACCCCAUGGUGCUCAAUCGUCAGUUCAUCAAGAUCCUUGAAGACUUGCAUGUUCCUCUCCAGUCUUUCAUGACCCUUCAAGAUAGAGCAGUGGAAAAGCUGAGGAUAAUGACUACCAACACCUUCAACGCCUCUCUUCUUCUCAAUGACACACAGACAAGCAAAGCUGCAAGACUUCCAAGCCUCCUCGAAAUGCUGUCUGAUAUUGGUCUUGAGUAUCACGAUGACUCUUUCUUGCGUGGAGCCGUUGAGAUGGCUGUAAUCACAAAGUUGCGUGAGAUCAAGUACAGGGGUCGCAUUCCUGUUGAGAACGGAGUUACUCUGUAUGGCAUAAUGGACGAGACUGGAUAUCUGGAAGAGGGUCAGAUCCACGUUGUCACCCAAAGCGCCUUGGACGAACCCAGAAAGGUCUUCACAGGAAAUAAAGUGAUCGUCACACGCUCUCCUGCACUUCACCCAGGUGAUAUCAGAACCGUGGAUGCCGUCGACGUUCCCGACGACUCUCCUCUUAAACAUCUUCGCAACUGUGUUGUGUUCAGUCAGCAUGGCAAGCGUGACCUACCCAGCUGUCUGAGUGGAGGCGAUCUGGAUGGUGACCUGUACAAUGUCAUUUUCGAGCCCACACUGAUGCCACAGAAGGACAUUGCAAACCCAGCCGAUUAUCCGCGCGUUCCUGGCAUAGAGCUUGACCGUGAAGUCACUAUCCGAGACAUGAGCUCCUUCUUCGUUGAAUUUAUGGAGACUGAUCAACUGGGUCAGAUCUGCACGCGACAUCUCCAGAUUGCUGACCAAAAAGUGCAUGGUGUCUUUGAUCCCGACUGCAUCAAGCUUGCAGGAAUGGCAUCAACAGCUGUGGACUUCUCCAAGACGGGCAUAUCGGUGAGCUUGGAUGGGGCUCCGAGGGCCUUGCGAGUCAAGCCCGAUUUUAUGGCUCCAAGCCCACGCGUUAUCAUCGAAGCUGGCGGAUUUGCAAGCUUCGAAGAUGCAGUCCAGAAUGAGGAAGAAGAAGAGACUGACCCUAUCGGCGAUCUAGAUGACGUCCGGCCAAUCCACUACUACCGUAGUGAGAAGGCGCUUGGUCACCUCUACCGUGCCAUUGACGAACACGAGUUUCUGAAAACCUUGCAGGAAGCUACUAAGAUCACUCCUGGCCAAGACAAUACCGUGCUUGUGGAUCUUUGGACAUACAUACAACAUUACACCAAGGCCAUCCAGUGGGGACACCACAUGGAUCUAGCCAGACAGAUCAGAGACGGAUACGAGCAGACCCUGCUGCAAUCACUCUACCAAUUCGCCUCCUCACCUCGCCAUCCUUUGACCGAGACUGAGAUCUUCUCCGGCACCAUCCUCGGCCGUGACGGUGGUAAGCAAUCGAAGCGCGUUCGCGAGACCACCCAAGCCAUGCGCCAGCAACUCGAAGAAGUCCUCACUUUCACCAUCUCCCGCAUCAUCGACGGAGACUACGAUGACAACGAUCGCAAUGAAGAGGCUUUGCCCAGAGCACUUGCUUGUCUCGCUGUUGGUAUGGACGAACAAUCCGAUGGAGACAAGAGAGUGGGAGAGCUGCAGAGUUGGGAAUAUAUCGCUGCUGGGGUUUGCUUGCGGGAGAUCAAGAGAUGGUAUGCCAUUGAUAUGGGAAGACAUGCUUUGCCGCGUGUUCGUCGCUCUUGA